CGUCCCAACUGCCAGGGAAGUGCAUAAAUGGUCCAAGAAGUCAGCAAAGACUACUACACCCAAGAAAGCUAAGCCAGCCACACCAGCAAAAUCGUCUGCAGCAACUAAACCAACAAAGCCCUCCAAAUCGUCUGAAGUGCCGCUCACGGCUAAACAAAAAAAAAAGUGGGAUUGGUAUUACUAUUUCUCUGACGCCUUGUUCUCCUUCUGUAUUGCCGACCUUGGCUGUUUUCCGCAUUUCCAACUUUUCGUGUUUCGGAUCCUCCGAGCGCGCAUAUUCUUCACAGGGUCCGAAUUCGCAAUUCUUGUGUGGGAAGCCGUUACCAGUUAGUCCGCUGAGAGAACAUCACUUAAUGCCUAUAUGAAGAUAGCCAUCGGUGAGGUUCCAGCAUCGUUGAGACCGACGAUGUCGGAGGAGAAAUUAUUAGCCGCCGGAUAUACGCUGUUGCCGUACACACUCGGCAAAGCAUCAGUGAAAGGCCUCCAGAGCACCUUUACACAUGGUAUUCAACGCUACUUCUCAGAUUGUCGCAUCAAGGCCUCAGUUCUGGGGGCAGAAUACGUGCGCCUUCCCCACAAUAUAAUGCAUGUGGCUUACCAAGGGCUCGAGGGGAGGACAGCAGAAUGGAAUCAGGUGAUGGAAAGCGCCCAUCGUCAAAUUACAAGCAGUGCGUCGAUGGAUGCUCGUUACUCAUCCAACCCUAAAGAUAGGCAGAGAAGCGGUCUCCAGACGGCGUAUAGGUACCCGCGAUGUAGGCCAGAUGUUAAUGGCCUCCUGUUUCGGCCUCGCGAGGCGAACCACAAGAUGCGAGCUCGGCGUGGCGGAUGUCGAUUGUUGAGUCGGAGCUUGCAGGGUGUCUGCUACACAUCGUUCGUCAAACCGACACCAGCCAGUGUCGUGCUGGAGAGCUUGCCCUGGCAUCGAGGGGGAAACCGCAUGUUUCGGAAUGGGACGUCUUUGGUUCUCAGCUGGGGGAAUCCGCCAGUCUCGUGGUCGUCUUUUAUACGACAUAGCGUCACUAUACCCACGCGUGAAGCCGAAUACGGCGCGUGCAGAGAAGUAGAGUGACGAUUCUUGUGCCGGAAAAUAUGUGCCUUGGAAAUGUCGAAUUUCCACACUUCAACGGUGGUCGGUGUCGAGCACGGCAGACCAUCUGCACCACCUCAGCCGGAGGAAGCAAUCGGAUUCUGUUUGCUUCAUAACCUAUUUUGUUCUGUCCGUUGCUCUUUGUUUUAUUUGCCUUUUCCUUUGAACGUUGUUUCGACUUUCGCUCUUUGAUGUCGUGGCAGCUGCG
Messenger RNA from Aspergillus fijiensis CBS 313.89, 1295 nucleotides. RefSeq lists its product as uncharacterized. The transcript has a single exon. Bases 362 to 1069 code for a protein of 235 amino acids. The record is from RefSeq and is a predicted model, not a curated record. Lineage: Eukaryota; Fungi; Ascomycota; Eurotiomycetes; Eurotiales; Aspergillaceae.